CGGGGAAGGCCCCGACUGGGGGCGGGAGACUGGCGGAUAAAAGCCCCCAGGGCGCCCCGAGAGAGGCCCGUUAGCGCUGCUUGGCUGCGGCGCCGGCCCAGCCCCAACCUCCGGACCCAGCCGGUGCCCCUGAAGUCACCAUGAUGUGGCCCCCACCAGUCACUUUCUCUCUGUCCCUGCUGCUGCUGCUAGGCCAAGCCCCUUCUGGCAGGCCACAGUCAUCAGGCACCAAGAAGCUCCGGCUGGUGGGUCCAGCAAACAGGCCAGAGGAGGGCCGCCUGGAGGUGCUGCACCAGGGCCAGUGGGGCACUGUGUGUGACGAUGACUUCGCUCUCCAGGAGGCUACAGUGGCCUGCCGGCAGCUGGGUUUUGAGUCAGCCUUAACCUGGGCACACAGUGCCAAGUAUGGCCAAGGGGAGGGCCCCAUCUGGCUGGACAAUGUACAUUGUUUGGGCACCGAGAAUACCCUGGACCAGUGCACAUCUAACGGCUGGGGCGUCAGCGACUGCAGACACUCGGAAGAUGUUGGGGUGGUAUGCCACCCACAGCGCCAGCGUGGCUACCACUCUGAGAAGGUCUCCAAUGCCCUUGGGCCCCAGGGCCAGCGGCUGGAAGAGGUGCGGCUCAAACCCAUCCUCGCCAGUGCCAAAAGGCACAGCCCUGUGACUGAGGGGGCUGUGGAGGUGCGAUACGAGGGCCACUGGAGGCAGGUGUGUGACCAGGGCUGGACCAUGAACAACAGCAGGGUUGUGUGCGGGAUGCUGGGCUUUCCCAGCCAGGUACCUGUCAACCACCACUACUACAGAAAAGUCUGGAAUCUGAAGAUGAAGGAUCCCAAGUCUAGGCUGAAUAGCCUGACAAAGAAGAACUCCUUCUGGAUUCAUCGGGUUGACUGUCUGGGGACAGAGCCCCACUUGGCCAAGUGCCAGAUACAGGUGGCUCCAGGAAGGGGCAAGCUUCGGCCAGCCUGUCCAGGCGGCAUGCACGCUGUGGUCAGCUGUGUGCCGGGGCCCCGCUUUCGCCCACAGAAGUCGAAGCCCAGGCGCAAGGAGUCCCAUGCAGAGCAGGAGCUGAAGGUGCGCCUGCGCUCUGGGGCUCAGGUGGGUGAGGGCCGUGUGGAAGUGCUCGUGAACCGCCAGUGGGGCACAGUCUGUGACCACAGGUGGAACCUCAUCUCAGCCAGCGUCGUGUGCCGUCAGCUUGGCUUUGGCUCUGCCCGGGAGGCCCUUUUUGGGGCCCAGCUGGGCCAAGGGUUAGGACCCAUCCACCUGAGCGAGGUGCGCUGCCGGGGGUAUGAGCGGGCCCUGAGUGACUGCCUCGCCCUAGAAGGGUCCCAGAAUGGUUGUCAACAUACAAAUGACGCUGCUGUUAGGUGCAACAUCCCCGACAUGGGCUUUCAAAAUCAGGUGCGCUUGGCUGGCGGGCGCAACCAUGAAGAGGGAGUGGUGGAGGUGCAGGUGGAGGUGAAUGGGGUCCCACGCUGGGGGACUGUAUGCAGUGACCACUGGGGGCUCAUGGAAGCCAUGGUUACCUGCCGACAGCUUGGCCUGGGAUAUGCCAACUUCGCUAUCAAGGAUACCUGGUACUGGCAGGGAACACCAGAGGCCAAGGAGGUGGUGAUGAGCGGGGUUCGCUGCUUGGGCACAGAGCUGGCCCUUCAGCAGUGUCAGAGGCAUGGGCCUGUGCACUGCUCCCAUGGCCCAGGACGCUUCUCAGCAGGGGUCGCCUGCAUGAACACUGCCCCAGACCUUGUGAUGAAUGCCCAGCUGGUACAAGAGACGGCCUACUUGGAGGACCGUCCGCUCAGCAUGCUGUAUUGUGCGCAUGAGGAAAACUGCCUCUCAAAGUCUGCUGACCUCAUGGACUGGCCCUACGGACACCGGCGCUUGCUGCGCUUCUCCUCACAGAUCUACAACCUUGGCCGGGCCGAUUUCCGUCCCAAGGCUGGUCGCCACAGCUGGAUUUGGCACCAGUGCCACAGGCACUACCACAGCAUUGAAGUCUUCACCCAUUAUGACCUGCUCACGCUCAAUGGUUCCAAAGUGGCUGAGGGGCAUAAGGCCAGCUUCUGUCUAGAAGACACAAACUGCCCCACAGGAGUGCAGCGGCGUUAUGCGUGUGCCAACUUUGGGGAACAGGGAGUGGCUGUAGGCUGCUGGGACACAUACCGGCAUGACAUCGAUUGCCAGUGGGUGGAUAUCACAGAUGUUCGUCCAGGGGACUACAUCUUCCAGGUGGUUGUGAACCCCACAAAUGAUGUGGCGGAGUCCGAUUUCUCCAACAACAUGGUGCGCUGCCGCUGCAAGUAUGAUGGGCAGCGAGUCUGGCUGCACAACUGCCAUACAGGAGAUUCCUACCGACCCAAUGCAGAGCUCUCCCUGGAGCAGGAACAGCGACUCAGGAACAACCUGAUCUGAAGCCAGUACUGCAGUCCCAGCUCAGCUACACACCAGAUACCUCAGCUUACGGGAGCCGUGCCCUUCACAGAGCCCCGGCGCACAGGACAAGGGGCCAGUGACAAGGAGCACCGAGAACCUGCUCAGGAAGCCUUUUGAUGGCCAGAUCACCACCCUGGAUGGCAGCACUCUCAGGAUGGCUCUAAGCCUCUUCCUAGUGCCUAUGGCCUAUAUAGCAUGGCCUUGAAGCUUUGGCCAGCUAAGCCUUCUCUUCCUUAAGGAGACUCAAUCUGUUUUAAAACUUGAUGCACAGUUCUCAGUUUCAGGAGCUCUAAGUUCCGUAGGGAUGAACUGUGGCCAAGGCCCCAUCUGAGGGUGCUCUGAGGACCACUUAGAUGUCUUGGAGGACAGAGGACCAAAGAACACAAGAAGUUGUGUCAGCUCUCUGUAACGAACUCUGUGCAAAUAACGGUGUCAAAGUCACACCUGGCAGAGAAGUUGGUGAAUGCAGUCCCCCACCUUAUUCCCACUUAUUCACACCUCAACCUCUGAAGCCUCUUCUUCAUUCUGUCCCACACCAGGUGUCUCUAAUACCCCUGAACCCUCAGGCCUCCCUCCAUUUCCUGAUGGAUCAACCACCCCUCAUUACUGGAGCUGAGGUGGGAGGCAAGUCUCACAGGAAUGGCAAGACAGGGCUUUUCCUGCAGAGCAGCGAGAGAUCAAGAAGACAGCUGAGGUCACAUAAACUCUGUCUCUGUCAGGGCCUCUGCCAAAGGAGCCAGCAGCAUGUUCCACAUCUGGCAGGCAGUCCUGUCUGUUAGGAUCACUCACAUCACAGGGUUAGCCUAAAUUUCAGAUUUAACCAAGGCCACUUCACCUUAAACAAACUUUUGCAAUUGGGAAGAAAGUGUCAAUCAAGUCACUCUGCAGGAAUACAAAAGACAGGUCUGGUAGAGUUAGGAAAAGAAGACUGGGGAAAUCAGAAGCAAGAACUCUUAAUUUAGUCAAGGGCCGAGCCUGGGAAAGGCCACCGACCACAUGUGAGGUGGCUGUGCUCCAUUCUUGCUCAGGUGAUAUAAGACCCCAGGGUCUUCUAGGGCAUGUCUGGACCUUUUCUCUACUGACAUGCGCACAGAUGAUCCUUCUAGGUCUUUCUAAUGCCAAUAAAGUUUUCU
Messenger RNA from Microtus oregoni (creeping vole), 3571 nucleotides. It is a transcript of the gene Loxl4, whose product is annotated as lysyl oxidase like 4. Gene Ontology annotation, biological process: peptidyl-lysine oxidation. Bases 141 to 2417 code for a protein of 758 amino acids. The record is from RefSeq and is a predicted model, not a curated record. Gene Ontology annotation, cellular component: membrane. Gene Ontology annotation, molecular function: protein-lysine 6-oxidase activity; copper ion binding. NCBI's taxonomy places the organism in Eukaryota, Metazoa, Chordata, Mammalia, Rodentia, Cricetidae. The transcript has 15 exons.